UGCUCUUAAUACAUCUAUGGUGUGUAGCUGCCUAGCUGUUAGCAUUUAGAGAUGACCAACGAGAAGCAAAACGAAGCUAAAGUUUCCCUAAUGGAAGAAAAUAAAGAAAAUCAAUCAGAUGGAGGACUCGGACUGGAAAUCUUGCAAAUCAUUAAGGAGUCCCAGCAGCAACAUGGCCUCAGACAUGGAGACUACCAGAGAUACAGGGGCUACUGCUCCCGCAGACUGCGUCGCCUGCGCAAAACUCUUGGCUUCAAGAUGGGAAACAGACAUAAGUUCAUUGGGAAGAAAAUAACAGUCGAAAUGCUCUCUGACAACAGGUAUUUACUGCUGGUUUUGAUGGAGGCGGAGCGUGCGUGGAGCUACGCCAUGCAGCUGAAGCAGGAAGCCAACACUGAACCACGUAAGCGCUUCCACCUGCUGGCUCGACUCCGCAAAGCUGCCAAGCACAGUGAGAAGCUGGAGAAGUUGUGUGACAGCCACCGUGUUGAUGCUAAGACCAAACUGGAAGCACAGGCCUACACAGCAUACCUGACUGGUAUGGUGGAGUUUGAACUGCAGGAAUGGAAGCUUGCCAUGGAGGCUUUCAACAAAUGCAAGACCAUCUAUGAGAAACUGGCCAGUGCAUUCACCGAGGAAAUGGCAGUGCUGUACCGCCAGCGUGUGGACGAGAUAUCACCCAACAUCCGCUACUGUGCUUACAACAUUGGUGACCAGAAUGCCAUCAAUGACUUGAUGCAGAUGAGACUGACUGGAGGAGGUGGAGGCAUGAUGGCUGAGAAACUAGAGUCUCUGAUCACUCAGGCAAGAACCAAGCAGGCAGCCACCAUGAGUGAGGUGGAGUGGCGAGGACGGUCUGUGCCCGUAAAGAUCGACAAGGCCCGCAUCUUCUUGUUGGGUCUGGCAGACAACGAGGCCGCCAUUGCUCAGACAGCUAACGAGGAAACCAAAGAGCAUCUGUAUGAGACCUUGCUGGCCGAGUGCAGAGACACCAUCCAGGCUGUGAGAGAGGAGCUCAAAAAUGAGACGAAGCAGCGAGAGAGGAGCUCUGAUGCCGACAAUGGCAAGGUGUCCAACCUGCAGUUCCUGCACAGUUACCUGACCUACAUCAAGCUGUGUACGUUGGUGAAGAGGAACGAGAGCAUGGCUCAUACACUGCAGGCCAAGCUGAAGGAACCUGAAGCCGACGAGAGUAAGAGGGGGCCCCGCCCACAGGACCUCAUCCGCCUCUAUGACAUCAUCCUGCAGAGUCUGGCUGAACUCUCCACCCUGCAGGGUCUGGAGGAUGAUCACACCUUCCAGAAGGAGGUGUCCCUCAAGACACUGGUCUACAAGGCUUACAGAUGUUUCUUUAUAGCUCAGUCUUACGUGCUGGUGAAGAAGUGGAGUGAGGCUCUGGUGCUGUAUGAGAGGGUGCUGAAAUAUGCCAAGGAGGUUCAGUCUAAAGCCAAGAGCCUCAACAACAGCCUCAAGGAUCUCCCUGACGUUCAGGAGCUCAUCGCUGAGGUCAAUGCUGAAAAAUACUCACUCCAAGCUGCUGCCAUUUUAGACACUGAUGACACUGUUGAAGUUCCCUCUCAGCAGCAGGUGAAAGACAACACGCCCCUCUGCAAACGUCUGGAGACCUUCCGCCUUGACCCUACGCUUGUAGGAAAGAAGCCCAAUCUGGUCCAGUUCCCUCCUGACUUUCAGCCAAUUCCCUGCAAGCCCCUGUUCUUUGACCUUGCACUCAACCACGUGGCCUUCCCACCCCUGGAUGACAAGGUGGAGCAGAAGGGCAAGGGAGGCCUGACCGGCUACAUCAAGGGCAUCUUUGGCUUCGGCAGCUAAAUUGAGUUCCAGACUUUGUCAAGGCAUCCUCAGGGGAGCUACAAGGCCCCGAGUUUACCACAAUCAACCAGACUUGGGUCAGUUGUUAGAAUAAUUUCAGUUGCUUUAAUUUUAUUUUUAGUGCCUAAGUGCAAGAUGGGGAGAGUUUGCAGUUCUAAAGAAAGCAGAGGGGGGUCUAAUCUUCCAAGAAAGAUUAUAGGAAAGUAAUUGAAUCAAUUUCAUGUUGCAGUCUGACCCAAGUCUACCUGCCACCUUUAGUAAUAACAUCAGGAUGUGUGGAUUCCCUCCUUAAUUUGAGCAAUGGAGGUGUCUCUGUCAUACCAUGCUAUGGUCUUAAUACUAACAACAAAGUCCUCACAGUCCUAUCAAAGUAAACUAAGCCACUUUGGCACAAUUAGAAGUUUUUUCUUUCUUUUUUUCAGUGUUAUGUAAGCGCCUUCAUGUGAUGAUAUCCUUUUAUUUUCCUUAUACAAGAUAUGUUUUCAGCAUUUCUUCAACCUAAAAUUUACAGUGCAGUCUUCUCUUGGCACCUACUUUGACUUAAAAAUGAAAAAACAAAGUAGAGCUCAUGAAAUAGAAGAAACUCGAAGUGAUGUGUUUAAACGAUUGUCAUAUUUUGAUAAGACUUCAGCUGUGUCCCAUUUCUUCCCUUCCAUUUUUCCCUGACUUCUCCUCGUUUUGAUCGAUCGCUCCAUGAAUUAACACUUGAGCCCACCUCAUCUCCCUCCACAGUGACGUUUUUCACCAAAGCACCUCAUGCCAUGUUUAGGGAUGGUAAUCAAGAACUGGCUCCAGUUGAGAACCGUUUCAAAUUGUCCAAUCCAUUAGAAUUGUAUGGCUCCGAGCUUAUCAGUUCCUCUUAUCGAUGCCCAAGCUUGUGAUAUUGACAGGACAGAAAAGGCAGAUCUCAACUGUGAAGGCAGUGCAGCCCCCAGACAGCGCACACACUUAAGUUACCCUUUGCAGGGUUAUUUAUUUUUAUCAAUUCCCAUCCCCAGAUGUGUUGCAGAUAGCUCAACAAAAAACACCUGUGUGGUAGAUGCAACAUUAAACUGUUAAUGAAAAUGCAUUGUUAAAAGCACAAGAAGACUUCAGUUCAUCUUUGUCAGUGUUUUCUGAUGUGUACGAGUCAUGAGUGAAGUCGUUGAUCAGGGCUUCUACAAACUGACCAGACUAAAGGGAAGAACUGGAACAAAGCUUAAAAGUUUAAAGUGUAUCAACAGAGAAAUGAAAACAAGGUCAUGAAUCACAAUGUAAAAAUGCUUUUCUGUUUAAAAAAUUCAGUGUCAAUAUAGACACAUUUAUUAAUGUUAUAUACUGUGUGACAUUUACAACUAAACCUAAUCAUCAUGUCAGACGAGGGUCCAACUGCUUCAGCUUGUCUAGAUGAAAGUGCAGAACUCACAGUUUCAACAAGACUCAGUGUCUCAUAUUUCCAAGGUGAUGUUUUUUUUAUUAACAACAGACAUGUUGUAGCAGGACUGAUGUGAAAAAAAACAAUCACAGGUGCAGCUCAUCAGAUUGUAAUUAAUUCCUGUCAUGUUUUUAUUUUGACUUUUUAUUCAAGUUUAAUUUUGUUGUAGGUCGACUUAAAGGAAAUAAGGGUUUUUAGCAGCCUUUCCUUUAUCACACCAACAAGCCUGUUUGUGCAUCAUGAGUUGGACUAAAAUAUUUUCAUCACCACUGAAAUGUCUGUGGACAUGUUGUAAUGCUAGAAAACAUUUUUUUGGUAAUGCUUCAUUUGACAGUCACAAUGUCUUGUCUACACACCAAAGCCGAUCACCUCCUUGGAUCCUUAAGGGACCUGGUUUGCCUGUGAUACCUGCUCAAACACUAGCUAGAGGACUGUUUUCAGUUCCACUCACCUACACCCUCGUGUACUUGUUUUGCUUAUUAAUUUUUAUCAAUGUCUUGUUUUAAAAAGUUUAUCCCUCUCAAUGUUUUUUGUUGAAAAGAAUUGAGAUGGAAUUGCUGGAAAAGCUCCAGCACUUCACCUCAAAUAGCCAGGAAAAAAAAAAUUAGUGGUAAUCAAUAAUUGUUGGAAACGGAUUGAAAGAAAGGAAAUGAUGAGAGAAUGUAUGAUUCAAUUUAAUUUUCAGCCCUAUAAUUAAAAUAUAUUUGC
Molecule: messenger RNA, 3952 nt
Organism: Scomber scombrus (Atlantic mackerel)
Lineage: Eukaryota; Metazoa; Chordata; Actinopteri; Scombriformes; Scombridae
Gene: srp68
Product: signal recognition particle 68
Exons: 16
Coding region: 52-1830 (592 amino acids)
Biological process (GO): SRP-dependent cotranslational protein targeting to membrane
Cellular component (GO): signal recognition particle, endoplasmic reticulum targeting
Molecular function (GO): signal recognition particle binding; endoplasmic reticulum signal sequence receptor activity; 7S RNA binding
Source: RefSeq, a predicted model, not a curated record